Molecule: messenger RNA, 1532 nt
Organism: Geodia barretti
Lineage: Eukaryota; Metazoa; Porifera; Demospongiae; Tetractinellida; Geodiidae
Source: the annotation of a GenBank genome assembly
AUGAUCACCAGAAUGGAGAAAGUGGCCCAAGACGUGGUACUAGCGGCUGCCAGAAAGGCGGGCGCCGUGCCACAGCGCGCUCUCGACCAACAGACGUUCAAGGAGGCAUUUCUAGCAACGUGGCCGAUCCCCGACAGCGCACGUCCCAUGAACGACGCUAUCAACACCGCCGCCCAAGCAGCCAGCAAUUGUACCGGGCAGGAUUCGAAUACUUGGGAAACCACACUGAACCAAUUCUGGCGCCCGGCAGUGCGGGAAGUAGUCGACGAAUACCUCAGCGCCGCCCGGCACAGCUUCCGUAAGGGCGAGUCCCUAGAGGGCCACGGGGCAACAAGCGCGGUAGGCAGGGCCGGAAGCUGACGCUUCCCGCUUCCUGACCGGCGCUGCACGCAGGAACGCAUGACUCACUCCGGAUACGCUAGACACAAAAGAGAGAGUUUCGCAAUUUUCUAAAGUAAUAGCUGGUGCUGCGUCCACCGCCAGGAUUUCUUGCCAGAAUUCCGCACUCGAUCAGAGCGGCAAUAUCCCUGAGCGCAGUAUCCUGGGAACACCUGGCGAUUCUGGCCCACCGGGAUGACGUCAACUCUCCCUCCAGACCGUCCAGCAGCAGGUUGAGCACCUUACGUUGUCUUUCGUUCAUCGGAUAGUGACCAUGCAUGCCCCAAAAUCUGGCCCUGGUGACCACCGCCGACAGGAUCCCCUCGGAACCGUUUAUGGCACGGCCCAGACAGGCGAGAAACCACUCCAGCCAGGGGGAAACAUCGAGUGUUCCCCUUUGUGUUGUCUCCAAAAUCCGGUAAUAUUCGGACCGUUCAAUUCGGAUCUGCGAUGCCAUGCUGUAGAACCGAUGAGGGCUUUCCUCCGCCCUGGACAACGCCAUGUCAGCGAUUGCCCGAGCGAUUCUGCCGUUCCCGUCCUCGAAGGGGUGAAUUGUUACGAACCAAAGGUGGGCCAGCCCCGCCCUAACCACCUGGUCGAUUUCCGGUUGAGAGUUGAACCAGUCCAGAAAAUGCUCGAUCUCCUCGGCAAGACGGUCCGCACUCGGGGCCUCAAAGUGAACCCGCUCUCUUCCCAUCGGCCCUGAAACGACUUGCAUCGGACCGGAAUGCUCAUCCCGCCACUCCCCGGCGCGGAUGCGCGUCAGGCCGCUGUAUCCCGUGGGAAAGAGGGCGGCAUGCCAACCCAGCAAGCGUUCCUCUGUUAGUGGCCGGUCGUAACUCUGCGUGGCAUCCAAGAGCAUGUCGACCAUUCCAUCAACAUGCCGGUCGGACGGGACCAACCCUGCCACGUCCAUGCCCAGGCGGCGGGCAACCGAUGACCGCACCUGGGACGAUGCCAGCACUUCCCCCUCGAUGUCGCUGCUUUUGACAACCUCUUCGGUAAGGGCGCCCAGCAUAGCUUCCUGCCGCAGGUCGAAACCUAUGGAUUCCAUGUACCCCAAGGAGAAGCCCUUGUUUGAACCUGACUUCAGCCAACUCUUUGACGAUUGUGUCCGAGUUCCAUCGGAAGUUGGGCCACUCAGGCUGCUGAUG